Pezoporus flaviventris is the source of this 4170-nucleotide messenger RNA. It is a transcript of the gene MARK2, whose product is annotated as microtubule affinity regulating kinase 2. The coding region runs from base 315 to 4136 and encodes 1273 amino acids. Gene Ontology annotation, cellular component: cytoplasm. The record is from RefSeq and is a predicted model, not a curated record. NCBI's taxonomy places the organism in Eukaryota, Metazoa, Chordata, Aves, Psittaciformes, Psittacidae. The transcript is spliced from 32 exons. Gene Ontology annotation, molecular function: Hsp90 protein binding; ATP binding; tau-protein kinase activity. Gene Ontology annotation, biological process: protein phosphorylation; intracellular signal transduction; microtubule cytoskeleton organization.
CGCGGCGGCGGAAAUGGCCGAGGGCCGGCGGCGGCGGCCAUGUUGGGAGCCGCUGGGUGCUGCUGAGGAGGCGCCGGUGUGAGGCGGCCGCGCCGGGCGCACCCGCCGCCCGCUCCCCCCCUUCCCCCGUUCUCCGCUCCCGGUCCCUGCCCCGACCCCCCCCAUGCCGCUGGCCUGGCCCCCCCCCGCUCCCUGAGCGCGGCCCGGGCUUCCCUUCCCUCUCCCCCCCCCCCCCCUCCCCGCACACCGCCUGCCGCGGCUUCCUUCUCCCUAUCGCGAUAGUCGCCGGCGGCUGUGGCGGGGGGGGGCUCGCCAUGUCGAGCAGCGGUCGCAGCCCUCUGCCUACUGUCAACGAGAGAGACGCGGAGCAGCCCGGGGAGGGGAAGGGCGUCGGGAAGCCCAACAUGCUGCGGGGCCGGAACUCGGGCAGCGCGGCAGAGGAGCAGCCCCACAUUGGCAACUACCGGCUCCUCAAGACCAUCGGCAAAGGCAACUUCGCCAAGGUCAAGCUGGCCCGGCACGUCCUCACCGGCAAGGAGGUUGCUGUGAAGAUCAUUGACAAGACGCAGCUCAACUCCUCCAGCCUACAGAAGCUCUUCCGGGAAGUGCGAAUAAUGAAGGUCCUGAACCACCCCAACAUAGUGAAGCUCUUCGAGGUGAUCGAGACGGAGAAGACGCUUUACCUGGUCAUGGAGUACGCCAGUGGGGGUGAGGUGUUUGACUACCUGGUAGCCCACGGACGCAUGAAGGAGAAGGAAGCCCGGGCCAAGUUCCGACAGAUAGUGUCAGCCGUGCAGUACUGCCACCAGAAGUUCAUUGUCCAUAGGGACUUGAAGGCCGAGAACCUGCUGCUGGACGCCGACAUGAACAUCAAAAUCGCUGAUUUUGGCUUCAGCAACGAGUUCACGUUUGGGAACAAGCUGGACACGUUCUGUGGGUCCCCCCCGUACGCAGCCCCCGAGCUCUUCCAGGGCAAGAAGUACGACGGGCCUGAGGUGGACGUCUGGAGCCUGGGGGUCAUCCUCUACACCCUGGUCAGUGGCUCCCUGCCCUUCGAUGGGCAGAACCUGAAGGAGCUGCGGGAGCGGGUGCUGCGGGGCAAGUACAGGAUCCCCUUCUACAUGUCCACCGACUGUGAGAACCUGCUCAAGAAGUUCCUCAUCCUUAAUCCUACCAAAAGGGGCACCUUGGAGCAAAUCAUGAAGGACCGCUGGAUGAACGUGGGCCACGAGGACGAUGAGCUGAAGCCCUACAUGGAACCUGUGCCAGACUACAAGGACCCCCGGAGGACAGAGCUGAUGGUGUCCAUGGGGUACACGCGGGAGGAGAUCCAGGAAUCCUUGGUGGGGCAGAAGUACAACGAGGUGAUGGCCACCUACCUGCUGCUGGACCACAAGAGCUCGGAGCUGGAGGAGAGCCUGUCCCUGAAGCCCCGGCCUGCCCCGGAGGUGGCCAACAGCUCGGGGCCGUCCCCGGCGCACAAGGUCCAGCGCAGCGUCUCUGCCAACCCCAAACGCCGCGUCAGCGACCAGGCCGGCCUCUCCAUCCCCACCUCGGCCUCCUACUCCAAGAAGACGCAGGCGGCCAACGCGGAGAACAAGAGGGGGGGGACAGAGGAGGAGGGGGGGCGCCGGGCGGGCAGCACAGCCAAGGUGCCCCCCAGCCCCUUGCCCGGCCUGGAGCGAGCCAAGGGCACCCCAUCACCCUCUACGAACAGCGUCCUCUCCACUGGCACCACACGGAGCCGGAAUUCGCCACUACUGGAUCGAGCCAGCCUGGGCCAGAGCUCGCUGCAGAACGGCAAGGACAGCCUCCCCACGCCGGGCUGCCGGCCCUCACCCGCCGCCCCCCCGGCCCCCGGCGCCCCCCCCCGCGCCCGCCAGCACCCGAAAGCCACCGACGCCAACUGCGACCCCCCCCGGCCCAGCGCCCCCGGGCGGGUCCCGGCCGCCUCCCCCUCUGCGCACAACGUGAGCCAGGCCGGGGGGGAGCGGCCCAGCUUCCCGCGGGGGGUCUCGAGCCGCAGCACGUUCCACGCGGGGCAGCUGCGGGGCCGCGAGCAGCCGGGCCUGCCCUACGCGCUGCCCCCCGCGCCCCCCGGCCUCGGGCCCCCCCCAUCGCCCUCCGGAGCCAGCCAGGGCCGGCGCGGCCCCCCCGGCUCCAGCCUCUUCAGCAAAUUCACCUCCAAGUUCGUGCGGAGAAAUCUGUCUUUCAGGUUUGCCAGAAGGAACCCGCACGAGCCCGAGAGCAAGGACCGGGUGGAGACACUGAGACCCUCGGUGGCUCCGGACAAGGACCCGCGGGACGGCGCCAGCCGCGACGUCAAGCCCCGUUCCUUGCGCUUCACGUGGAGCAUGAAGACCACGAGUUCCCUGGAGCCCGGCGAGAUGCUGCGGGAGAUCCGGAAGGUUCUGGAUGCCAACAGCUGCCGCUGCGAGCCCCAGGAGCGCUUCGUGCUGCUCUGUGCCCACGGUGCCCCCGGCCACGACUCCUUCGUGCAGUGGGAGAUGGAGGAGGCGCAGGCGCUGAAGGAGCGGGGGAACCGGGCGCUGGCGGCGGGGGACGUGGCGGCCGCCGUGCGCCAUUACUCGGCCGCCAUCGCGCUGGACGCCACCAACCACGUCCUGUUCAGCAACCGCUCGGCGGCCUACGCCAAGCAGGGCGAGUACGGGCGGGCCCUGGCCGAUGCCUGCCGCACCCUGGAGCUGCGCCCGGACUGGGCCAAGGGUUACUCGCGCAAGGCGGCGGCGCUGGAGUUCCUGCAGCGGCUGGAGGAGGCCAAGGCCGCCUAUGAGGAGGGGCUGCGGCACGAACCCGGCAACGCCCAGCUCCGGGACGGGCUGCGGGGGGUGGAGGCGCGGCUGGCGGAGCGGAAGCUGCUGAACCCCUUCAGCGCCCCGGACCUGCUGGGCCGGCUCGAGGGGGACCCGCGGACGCGCGCGCUGCUGCGGGACCCCGAAUACCGCCACCUGCUGGAGCAGCUGCGCAGCGACCCCGCGCAGCUCGGCUCGAAGCUGCAGGACCCUCGGGUCAUGACCACCCUGAGCGUGCUGCUGGGGGUGGAGCUGAGUGGGGCCGAGGAGGAGGAGGAGGCGCCCUCCCCCCCCCCCCCGCCCCCCCCCAAACCCCCGGCCCAGCCCCCCCCGCCCGAGGAGCUCCCCGAGAACAAGAAGGAGGCCCAGCAGGAGAAGGAGCUGGGCAACGCCGCCUACAAGCGCAAGGAGUUCCCCGCGGCGCUGGCUCACUACACCCGCGCCGAGGAGCUGGACCCCACCAACAUGAGCUACGUCACCAACCAGGCGGCCGUCUACUUCGAGAGCGGGGACUACGCGCGGUGCCGGGAGCUCUGCACCAAGGCCAUCGAGGUGGGGCGGCAGAACCGGGAGGACUACAGGCAGAUUGCAAAGGCCUACGCGCGCAUCGGGAACUCGUACCUGCGCGAGGAGCGCUACAAGGACGCCAUCCACUUCUAUAACAAGUCCUUGGCCGAGCAUCGCACCCCGGAUGUGCUCAAGAAGUGCCAGCAGGCAGAGAAGAUCCUAAAGGAGCAGGAGCGCUUGGCUUACAUCGACCCCGAGCUGGCGCUGCAGGAGAAGAACAAAGGCAAUGAAUGCUUCCAAAGAGGGGAUUACCCGCAGGCCAUGAAGCACUACACCGAGGCCAUCCGGCGCAACCCGCACGAGGCCCGGCUCUACAGCAACCGUGCUGCCUGCUACACCAAGCUGCUGGAGUUCCCCCUCGCCCUCAAGGACUGUGAGGAGUGCAUCCGCCUGGAGCCCUCCUUCAUCAAAGGCUACACCCGGAAGGCGGCGGCGCUGGAGGCCAUGAAGGAUUACAGCAAGGCCAUGGACGUCUACCAGCGCGCCCUCGACCUGGACUCCGGCUGCAAGGAGGCCGCCGAGGGCUACCAGCGGUGCCUGCUGGCGCAGUACAACCGGCAGGACAGCCCCGAGGAGGUGAAGCGCCGCGCCAUGGCCGACCCCGAGGUGCAGCACAUCAUGAGCGACCCCGCCAUGCGCCUCAUCCUCGAGCAGAUGCAGAAGGACCCCCAGGCCCUCAGCGAGCACCUCAAGAACCCGGUGAUCGCGCAGAAGAUCCAGAAGCUGAUGGAUGUGGGGCUCAUCGCCAUCCGGUGACCCCCCCCUUACCUGCCCCACACCCCCCACACCA